CCCCCAGCCGCCUGAGCGUCUCUCCCUCCUCUGUCUUCUCUUUGCCUCUGCUCCUCAGCACCAGGAUGUGGCUCUCGGUGGCUCUGCUCCUCUCUGGAUUCUCAGCUUUGAUCCACGUGUCAGUGCAGGGUCCUCACCAGAGGACGUUGCUGAAGAAUCUGCUGAAAGACUACAACCGGAUGGAGCGGCCGGUGGGAAACGACUCCCACUCUCUCACUGUUUACUUCUCCCUCAGUUUGAUACAGAUCAUGGACGUGGACGAGAAGAACCAAGUCUUGACCACAAAUAUAUGGCUACAGAUGAAUUGGUUCGACCACUACCUCCAGUGGAACGAGAGUGAACAUCCCGGGGUUAAAAACCUCCGCUUCACCACAGAUCAGGUGUGGACGCCGGACAUCCUGCUCUACAACAGUGCAGAUGAUGACUUUGACUCCACCUUUAAGACCAACGUUCUGGUGAACUCCAGUGGUUAUGCUAAAUAUCUGCCUCCAGGAGGACCACAUCCAGUGUUCUCCUAG
This is a messenger RNA of Solea senegalensis (Senegalese sole), 518 nucleotides long. RefSeq names its product neuronal acetylcholine receptor subunit alpha-7-like. Gene Ontology annotation, biological process: regulation of membrane potential; nervous system process; signal transduction. The record is from RefSeq and is a predicted model, not a curated record. Gene Ontology annotation, cellular component: neuron projection; postsynaptic membrane; synapse. Gene Ontology annotation, molecular function: acetylcholine-gated monoatomic cation-selective channel activity; transmembrane signaling receptor activity. NCBI's taxonomy places the organism in Eukaryota, Metazoa, Chordata, Actinopteri, Pleuronectiformes, Soleidae. The coding region runs from base 66 to 518 and encodes 150 amino acids. The transcript has 6 exons.